Molecule: messenger RNA, 2068 nt
Organism: Xyrauchen texanus (razorback sucker)
Lineage: Eukaryota; Metazoa; Chordata; Actinopteri; Cypriniformes; Catostomidae
Product: calcium/calmodulin-dependent protein kinase II inhibitor 2-like
Exons: 2
Coding region: 41-472 (143 amino acids)
Biological process (GO): negative regulation of protein kinase activity
Molecular function (GO): calcium-dependent protein kinase inhibitor activity; protein kinase binding
Source: RefSeq, a predicted model, not a curated record
CCCGGAUGGAUGACUUCACUGUUCCGCGCGGGUUUCCUUUAUGAUCGCGGGAUCUCCCGUAUAUUACAGCAGACUUCACCUGACCGCUGAUGUAGUCGUACACUCAGCCGCUCUCUCCCUCUUUCACGACGCACCGAGAACUCCAGUCCUGAACGCGCUUGGAAGUUGGCUGACUUUUGGAUAUCCAUCACCACCGUGGAAAAAAGUUGAGUGCCCGUCCUUCAUUACAGUCAUGUCCGAGGUUCUGCCCUACGGCGAGGGGAAAAUGAGCGGAUACGGAGCGGACAACGAUGUCAGUCAAAUGUCCUUCAGCUGUGGGCUGCAGGACACCAACGCGUUCUUCGGAGCAUCGCAGGCGAAAAGACCCCCAAAACUUGGACAGAUCGGCAGAGCGAAGAGAGUGGUCAUCGAGGACGACCGAAUAGACGAGGUGCUGAAAGGCAUGACCGACAAAUCGUCACCGGGCGUUUAAACACGAGCGAUGCCUUGCAGACAUUCCGAUUUUUUGCAGUCACCGAUUUGAAGCACUUGUCGGUUGUGCAUGUGAAGAAGAUUGUAAAGAGAUGGAGGGAUGAUGAUGGCACGACGCGCGAACUAAGAGGAGACUUCACAAAAGGGGAAAAAAGCGAAUUAAAGAAUGGAGAGAUGAGAGAGAUUUAUUUUUUGGUGGUUUGCUGGCAAUCCUCCACAAAACGACCCCCGAAUGAAAGCUUUGAGGAAGGCGUUGAGGCUGCGCUCUCUGCGGCUCUGCUCAUGUGAAUAGAAAUGGCUGGACUUGUCAUUGUUAUUCCACAACAAUCAUCUUCCAAAAGUUCAACGAAUGACUGAAUCGCAUCUCAAGCUCUGUUAUUAUUGCUGUACAGUAUCUUAGCUCAGAGACCUUCCCCUGAACACACACACACACACACACACACACACACACACACACACACACACACACACACACACACACACACACACACACACACACACAAUCAACCGGCAGAGGCACCUUCAUGGAUUUGCCUUGAGCGUUGACUUCAAUCCGACUGCUGCUUUUAGAGACAUUGUAGACACACAAAGACACUGAACACCCAUAAAGAUAAAUGAACUUCUAUAGUCUUCGUAUACUCAUACGCGGAUGGUGCAUUGUGAAUAUUUUCUUUCACUCUUUUGCAUCAUGUUCUUUUUCCAAAACAACUAAAAAAAGAUGAGUAUUUAUUACCAUACACAUAACCACAGUUGUUGAAGCGUAGUCUUUGCGUUGUUUGGUGAUCUAUUGUUUUGCGCAUCACCGCAUCUGUGCCACGGAUUCACAUCAUCAUUACAGCACAAAGGAAAAGUGUGCAUUAUGCCCUCAUGUAAUUGGCCCAACAUGAACACGUCUUUCUUAGUUUUAUAUUUUGACUUUUUUCUUUUCUUUUCAUCACCUCCUCACCUUUUUUUCCAUUGUGUCCAUCUCUUUGCAUGAACUUUUACUCCGGUGCCAACAGAGGUGCCACCACGAAUCUUAACCUGGCACACUUAUUUUAAUUUUUAAAAGUCAUAUUUGUAUUUUUAUAUCUAAAUAUUUAUUUAAAUGAUAUGUUAGUAUGUCGUCUUAAAAUUCAAGAAAUUCUUUUGGCAGAGACGAGAGGAUAAUUCAGUUUGGUUUACAAAAAAAAAAAAAAAAAAGAAGAAAAAAUAAAUAAAAGGGAGACUUACCGAAUGAUUGUUACUCGGGGUUUUUGCACACAUCCGUGUUGAUCUACUGUUAUGUGGAAAUCGUAAACUGUGACCUGAGCUUCGUUGAUGAAUCUGUUAGAAAAUGGCUAUAUUAGAAAUCUACUGCACUGUUUACGAAUUUCUUCAAAUAACACGUUUUUGGACAUUUUUCUGUUUGAUUUUUGUUUGUUUUUUUUUUUGUACCAUUAUUCUAAAGAAACUGACUAUGGUUUAUUGUGCAUGAAACCUUAAUACUUUUCAAUAAUGGUACCUCGUUUUAUUAAGCAAAUAAGCAACAAAAAAUGUCAUGACAUUCUAAGAAUGAAUCAUUGCAUAUUAAAAUACCAUUUUCACUGUAUUUGGUGAAUUAAUAAAUGGUGGAAGA